Molecule: messenger RNA, 3540 nt
Organism: Labrus mixtus (cuckoo wrasse)
Lineage: Eukaryota; Metazoa; Chordata; Actinopteri; Labriformes; Labridae
Gene: gen1
Product: flap endonuclease GEN homolog 1
Exons: 13
Coding region: 193-3051 (952 amino acids)
Molecular function (GO): 5'-flap endonuclease activity; four-way junction DNA binding
Source: RefSeq, a predicted model, not a curated record
AUGGCCGGCUUCGUUCAAAUUUAUACGAAGUGCUUCCUUUUUUACUGACUUUGCUCAUUAUUAUUGAGUAUGUUGCCAUUAUGACUACAAAGAUAGUCCAUUAAAGUCUAGUCCAUCUUUAAUUUCUUCUUUAUUUAGUUUUCUAACUAAUUGUGACGACAUUGGAAAGUGACAAUGCCGUGACGAGAGAAGAUGCUCAACAGAUUGGAACGCAGCCCAACGGCGCCGACGUUUGAAAUCCCUCAGUCGUUGUUGCGUCGCGUUUUUUGCUCAUAUUUUUUUUUACGCGUUUAUGACUCAUAUAAUCUUGUUUAUUCCGUUUUGAAAACAUUUCGGGUAGUCAUGGGUGUUCAGCAUUUGUGGUCUAUCAUCGAGCCGGUUCGUGAGUCGGUGCCGCUGUACAGUUUGAGCGGAAAGACGCUGGCAGUAGACCUGAGCUUGUGGAUAUGCGAGGCCCAGCAUGUCCAAGCAAUGAUGGGCCGAGUUACAAAGCCCCACCUGAGAAAUCUAUUUUUCAGGGUGUCAUCCCUCACCCUCAUGGGGGUUAAGCUUGUCUUCGUCAUGGAAGGAGAAGCCCCUAAGAUGAAGGCAGAGACAAUGAGCAAGAGGACAGAAACAAGAUAUGGACGAGUCAAAAAGGCUCCUGCCUCCAAGUCUACAACCAACACCAGCAGAGGGCGCUUUAAUGCUGUACUGAGAGAGUGUGCAGAGAUGUUGGACAACAUGGGUGUGCCGUGGGUGACAGCUGCCGGGGAGGCUGAGGCCAUGUGUGCCUACCUGGACUCUCAGGGUCUGGUGGAUGGCUGCAUCACUAACGAUGGAGAUGCUUUCUUGUAUGGAGCCCGUACUGUGUACAGGAACUUCAACAUGAACAGUAAAGACCCUCAGGUGGAGUGUUACAUGACCUCCAGGGUACAAACCGAGUUGCAUCUCUCCAGAGAGAAUCUUGUCGGCCUGGCCGUCCUCCUUGGCUGCGACUAUAUUCCUAAAGGCAUAUCGGGCGUUGGUAAAGAACAAGCUCUGAAGCUUAUCCAGAUGCUGAAAGGACAAACACUUCUGCAGAGGUUCAUCCAGUGGAAGGAGGAGACUGCUGGAGUGUCUGUGGGAGUUGUGAAGAAGGUCGCUCACUGCCAUGUGUGUCGACAUCCUGGCUCAGCUAAAGCACACGAACGUGGCGGCUGCAUGCUUUGCAACAGUAAACAGUUCUGUCAACCUCAGGACUUUGACUACCAGUGUCCCUGUGACUGGCAUCGCUACGAACAGACCCGCCAGGCCACGUCCUUUGAGGCUAAUAUCAGGAAAAAAACACUGGCAAGCUCAAAGUUCCCUUUCACAGAGAUCAUUCAUGAAUUCCUGAUUUCCAAGGAUAAGCCUGUGUCGCAUUUCAAGAGGAGACAGCCAAAUAUACUUCUAAUGCAGAAAUUUGCUUUGCAAAAGAUGGAGUGGCCGAAGCACUACACCAGUGAAAAGGUUUUAGUUUUGAUGACCUAUGCUGAGUUGAUGAACAGAAAAUACGGGAGAGAAUCGUCUUCCCAAAUCAAGCCUCUCGGGAUAUUGAAGCCGAGGGUGAGGAAUGCUGUUCCCUGCUUUGAAAUCAUCUGGAGCACACCAGAACAUUUUGUCUUUCCUGAGGAUCGACCUGUAGACGAUCAACACGAGGUGAGGACGGUGGAGGAAGAGUCUCUGUUCCGUGUGGCUUUCCCAGAGAUAGUGGAGAGCUACCUGAGAGACAAAGCUCAGGCCGCAGAGAAUAAGACAAAGAAGAGAAAGCCGAAGAGUAAAAAGGAGAAGCAGUCAGAUGAUUCUGAGGGUAUUUCGGACCUCUUAGCUCGGAUGACCCUCCAGAGUUCCUCCAACACUCCACCACAAACGCUGCUCCCUGUCAUUUCUAACCCUGAGGAGCCAGAGGUGCUGGUUUUGGACACUCCAGUUAAGCAUGAUCAUCAGCAAACGUCAAAAAAAGAUCAUAGCAACCUGGUUGAUUGCUCAAAUAUACAUCUGUCUCGUGCAGAAUCUGAGACUAUUGCUUCACCUUCAGUCUCUGCCGUUAUUGACGCUCUACACCUGAGCGAUAUAAACUGGGACGCUUCGUCCUUCAUGUCCUCUCCGACUCCACAACCAGCUGCAAACCACAACACAGAGCCCAGGCUGAGCAAAACCACAGACAGAGAUGUGAAGGAGGCAGAGGGGAAAAUCAUCCAAGACGAGGUCAAAGAAAGCGAGUCCAAGUCUGCUCCAGAGUCGUGCUCCGCAGAGUGUCCACUGAGGGAGAGGUUGCUUAUGAGGAACACAGCUAAACAAUUAGCCCCUCUCAAACUAAUGUCUUCUAAAAACUCAAAACCAAAUGGAGAGAUCCCCAUUAAAGGUAGCAGUGAUAGUAAGGAAUCUGGUGUUUACAGAAAGGCACCACUCAGUGCAACAAACAAGUUAGAAACGGCAGCGUACAACUCAAAACAGCAGCUGAAGUCCACAACACAAACUCAAAGUAAGACGAACGACACAUGUGACAUCUCCAGAAAGCCUCCUCAGAAAUAUAGAUUUGUUAAAAAAGCAUUUUCCUCAUCAGCCGUCCCGCCACCGAGGUGCCAGCCUGAUCCAGGCCAAAGCAACAAAGACAAGAGUGUGCCAGAAAGCACCAAGAGGAGUGUGUGUGUAAGUGUUUGUACAUCCAGUGAGGAGAGUGAUGCAGAGAAUCAGCUGUUGGGAGCACAAAGGAAAGCUAAGAACAAGACUGUUAGCAAGCUUAAGGGAAGGGUCCUCGUAGAGCCCCCCCUAAAGCCCAUCUCUGCACCAAAACCAGCUAAAGAGGCUCACAAGGUUCAGUUUUCCUUAAUCCCAAAACCUAAGAGGCAUGUGGAUCCAGAACUAAAAAGAGUCCCUGUAUUACCAAAUAGCAAAUGUCCGAAUGUUUCACCAUCUUAUUUGAAUGCUGAUGCGUUCUCUCCAAAUCCAGCGUCACCGGUCUCUUUGUUAGAAAGUGACGAUUCGGUUAUUUGCACCGAGAGUCCGCUGCCACUUUCUGAGAGACUGAGGUUGAAGUUCCUGAAAUGAGCAGCAUGAUAACAAGAUGAUGGACACGGACAUAAAAGCUGUUGAACAUUUAUUAUAACCCUGGAGAUAGAGAUUGACAACAAAAACAAGUCAUUUAUUGCUUUUUACAGUAGAGCUGCAACAAUCCAAAAAUUGUUUGUUCUUUAUUUUUCGAGCAAAUGAGUCCAGCUGUGAUGGUUUCUUUUCCUCAAAUCUAAGAAUUUCAUGCAUUUCUGUGUCUUAAAUUUAGAAUACAUUAAAUGUUGUGCUUUGGGUUGUUGAAUCAAAACUACAUUCAGAUGUCAUUAGCUCAGUUUUUGCAUUUUAAUCUGGAAUUUUACUGUUAGUGAUGUUCCCAAUGUUGUAAAGUCGAAGUUGGUCAAAGGUUUGCACUCGUUUCUGACUUUGAAAUCAUGUGAAAGUCUCCUGAAAAAUUAAGGAGACUGUCAAAAAAAAAGUGUUUUAAGUAUUCAACUUGAAUUAUGAGCCUCCAUUAAAAAAAAAAAAGAA